AUGGGCCCUAAGCCUCUCGCUGGCUCGGCGGACUCGAAGAAUAGAUUCCAGGACUUAUCCGGUAUUGAUAUUGCGAAAUACGCCAACCCCUAUGAUGCCUUGAUUGAAGCAUGCCAUGAUGAUCCGGUCUUAAUACAAUCUAAGUAUGCAACGCACAGAGAAACUCGAAAUGCUCAACAGAAAGCCAAGAUACUGGCCUCUGAUUUCCAAGAAAUGAUAUUGGAUGCCGUUCUUCAAAAGUUAGAGAGUCCCAAUAUUGAGCCUGGGUUUGAGGAUCCCCGGCACUGCUUAGUAUUCUGGGCGCGCCCUCCUCAGCAUAUUAAAACAUUAGUUGGGAUCAUCCAACAAAAGCUGCUUGCUUUAGCUCCGAACCUCUGGCUAAUGCCCCAGCUCAAGUUUCACCUCACCGCGCUCGAGAUAACCCAUUCUCUGACCUCCCCUGAAAUAACCUCCAUCAUUAAUCAGCUUGGUACAUCUGCCAUUUCAAGCAUGACAGAUUAUCUUCUCCAACAUCGCGCACGUCUCAUCAAGCCCACAUUAUCCUAUGACGCCGCCGCAGUUGCACUCUCCUUUCUCCCCGCCGCCGGAGAAUCGCUACCUGCAACUCCGGACCCAUCGUCUCGUAAUCCCAGAACAGCCCAAGACGAUGCAUUCACCUAUCAUCAUCUUCGACAAUCCCUAUUCACCGUUGCGCGUUCUACGGGCGUUUCUGUCGAUUCCCGUUAUGUGGUUCCUAGUUCACAUAUCACCGUUGGACGAUUCAUCACGCAGGAAGAUCAUGACACGCCUGAAAAACGACGGGCUUGGAUUAACUUGAUUGAGGAAGUCAAUGUGUGGCUGAAAGAGGAGUUCUGGCCACGGGAAGGAGGCGAAAGAAAUGAGGAUGGAGAGUGGGUGGUAGGACAGGAGAAGGGCUUGGAUUGUAGGAGGGGUCAAUUAUGGUAUGGCGGUGGCGAGACGGUAAUGUUGGGGAAGGGGUUUUAG
Messenger RNA from Sclerotinia borealis F-4128, 984 nucleotides. The record is from the annotation of a GenBank genome assembly. Lineage: Eukaryota; Fungi; Ascomycota; Leotiomycetes; Helotiales; Sclerotiniaceae.